This is a messenger RNA of Gasterosteus aculeatus aculeatus (three-spined stickleback), 2006 nucleotides long. The record is from RefSeq and is a predicted model, not a curated record. NCBI's taxonomy places the organism in Eukaryota, Metazoa, Chordata, Actinopteri, Perciformes, Gasterosteidae.
CGUUAUUCCGCACGCGGACACCAGCACGGCGCUAUCACUUAGCUGCGUCUAACUUCCGCUCUGCUAAUCCCUCCCGGGCGGGUCGUCGCUGAGUAGCAUGCAAAACAUGUUGACCAUUAUCUCCAACGCGCUGUGCAGGAUGGCGGGCAGGAACGUGGGAGCCCAAACAGUGUCCGAGUUGCUGGUCGACCUGUCAGAGUACGUCAAUGUAACGUCGUCGCCACCGGCAACGCCCGCCUCGGCGCAGACGCGGCGGCAGCCGCCCGAACCACCGCCACCGGUCUGUGCGCCGUUAGAUAGAGACCAGGCAGACAGACCAGGGGGCCGAGUCGUUGUGUCUCGCUCAUUCGCCGACUUCAACUCUACGGCGACCUUUGACAUCAAGAAAUGCGACGUGCACCGCCUGGAGGAGGCGCCCCCGCUGAAGGCGGAGCUGACCCGGGAUCAGGGCCUGCAGUACUACCGCGUCAUGCAGACGGUGAGGCGCAUGGAGCUGAAAGCUGAUCAGCUGUACAAGCAGAAGAUCAUCCGAGGCUUCUGCCACCUGUACGACGGCCAGGAAGGGUGCGCGGUGGGCAUCGAGGCCGCCAUCAACCCCACGGACCACCUGAUCACCGCUUACGGCGCCCACGGCUACACCUACACCCGGGGCAUCUCCGUCAAGCAGAUCCUGCCCGAGCUCACGGGUGAGCGGCGACGAGUUCGGGACCGAGCGGCGACGAGUCUCCAUUUUUCAGUCCGUAUAAAGUGCGUUUUCUCUCCCCCCCCCCCCCCCCGAUCCCACCAGGGCCAGCUGUUUGAGUCCUUCAACAUGGCCGCCCUCUGGAAGCUGCCAUGCGUCUUCAUCUGCGAGAACAACAAGUACGGCAUGGGCACGUCUGUGGAGAGGGCUUCAGCCAGCACCGACUACUACAAGAGGGGAGACUACAUACCGGGCCUCCGGGUGGACGGGAUGGACGUCCUGUGUGUCCGAGAGGCCACCAGGUUUGCUGCAGAGCACUGCAGGUCUGGAAAGGGUCCCAUUAUAAUGGAGCUGCAGACUUACCGUUACCAUGGACACAGCAUGAGUGACCCGGGCGUCAGUUACCGCACGCGGGACGAGAUCCAGGAAGUGCGCAGUAAGAGCGACCCCAUCACCAUGCUGAAGGAGCGCAUGCUCAGCAACAACAUGGCGUCAGUGGAGGAGUUCAAGGAGAUCGACGUGGCGAUCCGUAAGGAGGUGGAGGAGGCGGCUCAGUACGCCACCUCCGACCCGGAGCCGCCGCUGGACGAGCUGUGCAACCACAUCUUCAGCAACGACUCGCCGCUGGAGGUCCGGGGCAUCAACCCCUGGGUGAAGCUCAAGUCCGUCAGCUAGAGACACACACGCACACACACACACAUGGGCCUCCGUCACUGACGCCCUGACCUCUAACAAGAAAUGACAUUCUCCAUUUCUAGACGAUUCUGCAUCCUAACUGGAUGUUGACCUGAAACCUUGUUAUUUAUUUAUAGUUUUAUAUAGAAAUAUGUUAUUUAUGUUUGUUAUUGUCCUCGUGCUGCUGCAGGGAUCUUUCAGGGCUGCUUCUCAUGCGCACAAAACUUUAUUCCCCAACAUUCUGUCUUUGUUUUAUAUUCCUCCUCAUUAGAAGGAUAUUUAGCAACUUUUAAAUGUUGUGAUUCUGCUCUAUGAAAUAUAUUCUCCUUUCCAGCCAGCAGUCAUUUUUAGACAAACUACGACUAAUAUUUUGAGUUCUUCUUAAAACGCUCACUUGUUGUUCUCAGAUCUUCUUUGUUUAGUUGAAAUGAUUUUUGCAGGAAGUGUAAAGCAGCUGAAAAUACACCACUAGUCAUGUAAAAGUACAUUUACUCUACACGAGGACAAGUGUGAGGUACUUUACUGUUUAACUUUCUACUUCACUCCAUGUCUGCACUUUUCAGAUUGAUACAAAGUCUUAUCAAUAAAUCACCUGAUGCAUUUUUGCACAUUAUGAACCCUGCAAGUACAAUAAAUACGUAGGACUCCU